Geodia barretti is the source of this 278-nucleotide messenger RNA. The record is from the annotation of a GenBank genome assembly. NCBI's taxonomy places the organism in Eukaryota, Metazoa, Porifera, Demospongiae, Tetractinellida, Geodiidae.
UUACUCGUGGUCUCUUGCCAGCUCGCGCAGAGUCUGACGCGGGCUAACUACACUACUAGAUAUCAUGCGAGAGGCGAUACACGCCCUGCGUUGCAUCUUUGCAUGGUGCUCCGAGGUACGCAGAGCACGCGGAUCGGUCUGACCGUGCUUUGCAAGGGAGCAGUUUCAGAGAAAACCGCUGACAGGUCGUAUCCUUUCUGAGGCGAACAAACACCCGAGAAGUGAGAUUGAGAGUAACAGACACACAGACAGACAGACAAACCCAACUACAGUAACCC